AUGUCCCAAUUACCUGUCCACAUCAUCGAGCCAUCGCUGGGUGCGGUGAGUUCGAAAUCCCGGCAGGUUUCUAUCUCUUCACCCACCGACUGUGCUGACAGCGACGCAGACUACGAUCUGGACGAUGAAACGUUCGAACUGCCGCUCAAAACGCGGUCCACGACUCACCAGCCAGUCAACUUCCCAGACCUGGCGCCAGUGGGCAGUCUCGACAAGAAAGUCAGAUUUCAAAGCCAGACCGCAUCGCCCUGGGACCCACUCACGGCAGACAAGAUCAACACGAUGGGCGUCCUGGAUACGCUGCAGUCAUUGGACUCGCACUAUCUCGUGGGCUCCGCUCCCAGAACUCCCAGGGGCGGUCGCAAACCGCACAUAGAAGACGUUAUCCAGGACGCACACCAGCUAAACCAAUAUCUCGACCAAAAUUUCGACAAAAUUCAAUCGUUUCAGUCCGAAUUUUUGGACCAGGAUCAUGAAAGCUCCUUCCCCAUGAGCAACAAUUUCGCCAGCAACGUGGCCACUGCCCCCACAACUCCGUCCGGUUCGGUCUCGAAUUUCCAACUCAGUGAAAUCGACAUCAGCGACGCACCAGACGACUCGCAUUCAGACUUUGACCGAGUGUCAGGCGCGAUACUACAAAGCGACAACGAACAGGAAGAUCGCAAAAUCAAACAGAUCCUCUCCAAGCAUCAGACAGCGACGUAUCCGCUCUCGGAGAACCCCUCCAUUGUGAGUCUUGUUAGGAGCGACCAAAACACCCGAUUUGGCGCUCUGCAACACGAUUCGUCGUGUACGUCGCUUGGUUCCUUGGCCAACGGCAUACAUACCAUCCAGAGCUCACCUUUGAUACGUGACAAGAACUUUGAAAGACCUACAGAACUAAUCCAGAGGCCCUCUGAAGCUAUGACGACACAUCUGGAACCUGACGCCAAACCGCCCGAUAUGGACUUAGACGUAGCGCUGGCGCUAUACACCAAAACAAUCUCACAAUUGCUCGUUUUCAGCAAAAAAAUUGAAAAUAUUCCAGAUUUUUGUCCACCGUCAUUUUCCACCUUCCGCAUGAAAUCUGCCCCGACACUGGGGUAUGAACAAUACCUGCAACGGCUGUAUGGGAAGUUCUCAUUUUCUCCCAUUGUCUACCUUACAGCUGCUCACCUUUUGCAGAAGUUGUUGUUGCAGAGAAACACUGCUAAUGAACAGUUGGAAUGCCGGUUUAAAAUUGAGCUGCAACAUGUUCACAGAUUGAUCAUUGCCAGCAUAAGGCUGGCAACCAAACUACUAGAAGACUGUGUCCAUUCGCAUACAUAUUUCAGUCGAAUAUGUGGGAUCUCUAAGAAACUACUCACGCGACUGGAAGUCGCUCUGCUGGAGUGUUUGAAUUUUCAAGGGCUGAAAAUCACCAACAGAACUUUACUAGACGCAACACAGGUUCACCAAGAACUGUGCAAUGCCGUCUGA
This is a messenger RNA of Lachancea meyersii CBS 8951, 1458 nucleotides long. The record is from the annotation of a GenBank genome assembly. NCBI's taxonomy places the organism in Eukaryota, Fungi, Ascomycota, Saccharomycetes, Saccharomycetales, Saccharomycetaceae.